Messenger RNA from Dinoponera quadriceps, 1735 nucleotides. It is a transcript of the gene dib, whose product is annotated as cytochrome P450 302a1, mitochondrial. The record is from RefSeq and is a predicted model, not a curated record. Lineage: Eukaryota; Metazoa; Arthropoda; Insecta; Hymenoptera; Formicidae. The coding region runs from base 285 to 1724 and encodes 479 amino acids. Gene Ontology annotation, molecular function: monooxygenase activity; oxidoreductase activity, acting on paired donors, with incorporation or reduction of molecular oxygen; iron ion binding. The transcript has 7 exons.
GUUUGCACGACUAAAACCAAUGUGAUAAAUCUCGACACUGCAACUACUGGCGCUACAUGUCACACGCAGUGUUGACGCACACGUAAUUAUAACGAAAUUGUAUACGACAUGUAACACCGAUAGUCGCACCAGCGGAAACUAUUGAAUCGGUUUUAUGUUGUUCACGUAAAUGUGGAUUGCGGGGGUUGCUGGAUCGGUUUUAAAUCGUCAUGCGGUAAACGUAGUUAGUGUCUCGUGGAGGUUCGAUUGUGCGUCAAAUUCGCGGGAAAAUUCUAUUUGCGACAAUGGCGACAACUCAUCACCACCGAUCUCGAGUGGUCCGAUAUCGAAUAAACAAGCUUCAUUUCGGGCGUUUCGAUAUUACAGGCGAGUACAGCUUCAACAAGUUGCACACGUCCGGUUUAGCGAAACUGAGGCGUUAUGGGUUCUUGGUUAAAGAGGAAAUAGUACCCGGCGUGCCAACAAUCUGGGUGUUCCGGCCGGAAGACAUCGCGACUAUCUUUCAGGCCGAAGUGGGCCGAUACCCCGAGAGAAGGUCACACUUGGCUCUUUAUAAAUAUCGGAAAGACCGAAGUGACAUGUACAACACCGGCGGGCUUCUACCCACAAACGGCAUAGACUGGUGGAGGCUGCGUAAGGAAUUUCAAAAAAUUCUCAGCAAACCCCGCAGCGUGACCGAAUAUCUGGAGGAUACCGACGUCGUGAUUCAAGAAUUCGUAAAGUUCUGCCAGCAGCACCGGGAGGAUCAGACCGACGAUCUUCUGCCGUUUCUUUCUCGUCUCUUUCUCGAAUUGACCUGUCUCAUUCUCUUCGACGUAAGAAUGAAUAGUUUUUCUGAGACGGAGAGACAUCUCAAUUCGAGAAGUUCAAGGCUUAUCGAUGCGGCCUUUGAAACAAACAGUGUUAUUCUAAGAUUAGAUAACGGUCUGAGACUUUGGCGAUUUUGGGAGACACCAUUAUACAAGAAGUUAUGCAAAUCGCAGAAUUACAUGGAAGAGGUAACGCUGCAAAUAUUGUCGCAGAGAAGUCAGAAUACGUCGACACACCGCAAAAUGUCUCUCCUCGAAGAAUACUUGCAAAACGAGACGUUAGAUCUCAAAGAUGUUGUUGGUAUGUCGUGCGAUCUGUUGCUCGCCGGUAUAGAUACUACGACGUACACCACAUCGUUUGCUCUAUACCAUCUUGCGAGCAAUCCCCAUUUGCAAGAUAAGCUAAGACGCGAGGCUACGGCUUUGCUGGCGGCUCCCGACUCGCCGAUAACGCCGGAGAUCUUGAACAACGCCACGUACACGAAAGCCGUGAUCAAGGAAACGUUUCGCUUGAAUCCCGUUGCCAUCGGGAUUGGCCGUAUCCUGCACGUCGACGUGGUUCUCAACGGAUAUCACGUGCCCCGAGGCACUGUGGUCGUGACGCAAAACCAGGUGACAUGCCGACUACCGGGAUACUUCAGUGAGCCGAACUCCUUCGUGCCGGAACGGUGGCUGCGAUCGAAAGACGGAACGAUGAAAGAGAGCGUGCACCCGUAUCUGAUGUUGCCGUUUGGCCACGGGACGCGAUCUUGCAUUGCGAGACGCUUCGCGGAGCAAACCGUUCAAGUUUUCCUACUUCGAAUUUGCAGGAACCUACGUUUCACUUGGCACGGCGGCACCCUCGACGCGAGGACCUUUUUGAUCAACAAACCAGACGCACCCAUCAACGUGAAAUUCGAGAGCGUGAGCGCAUAGGAGAGAUCGAG